Pimephales promelas (fathead minnow) is the source of this 727-nucleotide messenger RNA. It is a transcript of the gene ccl19b, whose product is annotated as C-C motif chemokine ligand 19b. Gene Ontology annotation, molecular function: chemokine activity. Lineage: Eukaryota; Metazoa; Chordata; Actinopteri; Cypriniformes; Leuciscidae. The record is from RefSeq and is a predicted model, not a curated record. Gene Ontology annotation, cellular component: extracellular region. Gene Ontology annotation, biological process: immune response.
UCCCAGUGAGCCACACAUCUGUUGAGGACAGGUGAAAUAACGCAUUCAGAGGGACAACAUGAUGUUCUCGAACUCUAUGACAUUAUGGACAGGUGCUCUGCUUAUAUUGAGCGUCAGUCUAUGGAGCUGUACAACAGCUCAAAGUGAUGGUGCAGCAGAUUGCUGUUUAACUACCAGUAACCAUCGCAUCCCACAGAGGGUGGUGACGUCCUUCACCAUUCAGACCAGCGAUGGAGUCUGCAGGAUUCCUGCCACUAUAUUUGUCACAAAGAAGGGCUAUAAGCUCUGUGCGCCCUUUCCCAGUGAGAGUAACUGGGUAAGCAAACUGAUUGACCACAUACUGGCUUCACCUGUACACAUAAAACCUAAAGGAAAGAAACGGAGGGAACAGUGAAUCAGAUUACGCAGGUCCAGCCUGUGGCGUGUGUACAGCCCUGAUCCUGGAACGGAGAGCUGAUAGCACUCAUCUGUAGUAAAUGAUCAUUUACAUGUGUACUCUAGUAGAACGUGUCAAAGUUUGAAUCUACUGUCAUAUCAUAAGAAGAUGAGAUAUGUGAACCCUUUCCCCCACUGGUCUACAUGAAGAGAUUUUAAGCUAAUAUUUCCACCAUUUGUCUACAUUGUAUAAAGUUACUGUGUUUCCUGAGCCAUUGAAUGAAAAUAUAUAUUUUUCUUUUUCACAUUUUCACUGUAUUUUGGAAUAUGAAUAAAUGUUUAAAUAUGAAAA